AACGGGCCCGGGGGCGCAGAGGGCAGCGUCCAACUGAAGGUAGACAUCCCGCUGCUGCCCGAGGCGCCAGCCGAGCAGCCGCCCCAGCCAUGGCCCGGCGCAAUGCUAGCCUGGCCCCGACGCCUUUUUCCAUCCAAGCCCUCCUCACCAAGAAGGAAGUGGGCGCCGUGCGAGUCGUAGCUGCCGCCCGUCCCUGCCCGCAGAUGCUCCUGCCCGGUCCCGAGGGUACGUCCGCCUGUUGCUGGCGUCUCUUUGACCCGGAGGCCACUACUCUGGGCCCCGUGCUUCAGCCGCCGAAGCCGCCAACACCCCAGGAGCAGCAGCGUUUUGACCCCGCGGCUGCCCGGUCACCCCUCUGGGACUCGGACUCAGUCCUGAGCGAGGAGCAUGACGGCGACAGGGAGGACGACGACGAGCAGGAACCUGGCAGCAGAGAGGGUCACGUGCCCGCUGACUCCCGAAGACCCCGAGAGAGGCUGCACAGUCAGGGCAGAGCCCAAUCCCAUGCGGGAAGAAUCAGCACCGAGCAAGGCCACAUUCCUCAGUCCCCGGAAAGCUGGCCCCCGGGCCGAGGCUCGGGGCCGCCGACAACAGGAGGCGUCAGCCACCCUGAAGAGGAGGACGAGGAGGAGGACGAAGCCAAACACGGCGACAGGGGCUCCAAAGCCCCCUCCGAGGAGGACGAGGCGAUGUCGGCGGGCGUCCCGGCCCCGGUGACAGCCUCGACGGCGUCCCAGAAACCGCGCAAAAAGCGCUCGCGGGCGGCCUUUUCCCACGCGCAGGUCUUCGAGCUGGAGAGGCGCUUCAACCACCAGCGCUACCUCUCUGGGCCGGAGCGCGCCGAUUUGGCUGCCUCGCUCAAGCUCACGGAGACGCAGGUGAAAAUCUGGUUCCAGAACCGGCGCUACAAGACGAAGCGGCGCCAGCUGGCCGCGGACCUCCUGUCCGCCGCGCCGGCGGCCAAGAAAGUGGCGGUCAAAGUGCUAGUCCGUGAUGAUCAGAGGCAGUAUCACCCGAACGAGAUGGUCCGGCCGCCUUCCCUCUUCUCCUUCCAGCCCUCUUACUAUUACCCUUAUUACUGCCUGCCGGGUUGGGCCCUUUCGGCCUGUGCCGCCGCCGGCGGCGGGGGCAUCAAAUGAGGCUCGGGUCCCGGCCGCUCCAGAGCAAAAAGGGAGGGAGGGUAGGGAGACGAGAAGCAAGGAAGGGAGGCAAGGAAGGGAGGCAAGGAAGGCAGGGAAGAGCAGUGGGAGAAAGCUCGGGAGCCGAUCUGUUCUUCCGGCAGCUUUUGCUCUUCUGGCGGUGCCUCUACCGUCCCCCUUUCUUUAUUCAAAACUGUCCAAACGCCGCCGGAGCAGAGUCAAUCCCCUCCUGCCGGCCUCGCUGAACAAUCGAGUAUUUUUCGGGCAACCAAGCUGGCCGUUCUCCUACUCUAGCGCCUGGGAGGCAAUCGGAAAGUGCCCGAACAAGCUUGCUCAGUCUGAUCAAACAGACCACCUUUCCGUCCUCUCUAACGUGGCUGUAUAGGAGAGUUUCCCCGUAGCUUCUGGGCCUGUGAUCUGACUUUCUUGCAGUUAUGGGGCCCAGUUUGGGAAACAAUAUGAUUCUAGCACUUUUUAGUUGUAUUAAAAUCGUUGCGAUUAUAAUUAUUUUUAUAUUUAGUAUGAAUUUAAUACUCGGGCCUUUGAAGGGAAAAAGAAACAGUUAUGGUGGGAAUGUUGAGGCCAUUCGGUGCCUUUUUUCCCUUCUCCCAUUUCGCAGUAAAUGCCCUCCUUUUUUAGGUGGAGAGUUGCAAACAACCAGGACAAUUUACUUCCACUGAAUUGUGAAUAUUUGUCAGUCCAUCCCUUCCUUGUACUGCCCCCAUAAUUUAUAAAAAUCAGUUUAACUUUUGGCAAUUGCUUUGUUUCUUAAUUCUAAAACUGCGCUUCCGCCAGAAAAACUUACGUUUCAGGCCGCGGC
Molecule: messenger RNA, 1959 nt
Organism: Pantherophis guttatus
Lineage: Eukaryota; Metazoa; Chordata; Lepidosauria; Squamata; Colubridae
Gene: NKX3-2
Product: NK3 homeobox 2
Biological process (GO): regulation of transcription by RNA polymerase II; cell differentiation
Cellular component (GO): nucleus
Molecular function (GO): RNA polymerase II cis-regulatory region sequence-specific DNA binding; DNA-binding transcription factor activity, RNA polymerase II-specific
Source: RefSeq, a predicted model, not a curated record